CACUUCAUCCUCAAUAUGAAUCGACUUCCGCUGGAGGUAAUUCAUGUUGCUCUAUUCUGUCUCUUCUUGGUAUGCAUAUAUACAACAAACGUAUUGGAGCGAGCUGCUGACAAUAAUGUGUUCUCUGACCCUGGCAAUGUUGCACAGAGAACACGGAAAGCAGUGUACGUAGUGGCGACAAACAGACGGAAUGGUGUGCCCCCGGAAACAGAAAUAGAACAACGGGGCCAACAGGCGCAUGAUCAUGACACGCACAUUGUGGAAUACUAUGUGGAGGAACAUGGAGGAGAAGACAGUAAUGUAACAUAUCCGCCGUUUGUGGAGCACAGUCCGGAGAAUGGUCCAGGUGAAUGGGGAACUGCUUUCAAUUACAAGCCAACAGGGGCAGAGAAACUUCAAUAUGAAGAGGGAAAGAAGAGAAAUGGUUUUAAUCAGUUGGUGAGCGAUCGGAUCUCCAUACACCGGCGUCUACUGGAUAACAGAGUUGAAGAAUGUAAGUCACGUGUGUAUCCAGCCGAUCUACCUCAGGCUAGUGUCAUCAUCUGCUUCCAUAACGAGGCUUGGUCCACUCUCCUCAGAUCUGUCCACAGCGUCCUUGACCAAUCUCCUGAACAUCUCAUAAGGGAGAUAAUUCUCGUUGAUGAUGCAUCAACUCAAGAUCAUCUAAAGACACCUUUAAAAAAAUACAUGUCAAAACUUGGCAAGGUGAAGAUUGUCAGACACAAGGAUCAUCAGGGUCUAAUCAGAGCGAGGCUGUCUGGAUAUGAAGAGGCUUCUGGUCCAGUAUUGGUGUUUCUAGACUCUCAUAUCGAGUGUUUCCCAGGAUGGUUAGAACCACUACUCAAUCGUAUCAAGGAGAAUCCGAGGAAUGUUCCCUUUCCUCAAAUUGAUGUGAUCAGCUCUGACAACUUCGGAACAGGAAUAUCCCAAAUGUUGGAACAGUUUGGAGUGUUCAGGUGGCGGAUGCUGCACUUCAACUGGGGAAGCAUCAACGAUGAGAGGAAGAGCAAGCUGAAGACACCUGCUGAUCCCGUCAGAUCCCCUACAAUGCCGGGUGGGUUGUUCGCUAUAGACAGACAGUGGUUCACCACCCUGGGGACGUAUGACCCGGGUCUCUUGUACUGGGGUGGAGAGAACAUGGAACUGUCUUUCAAAAUAUGGAUGUGCAAUGGAACACUGGAGAUAUUACCGUGUUCCCACGUGGGUCACGUGUUCCGCAUGAGAAAUCCCGUGAGGUGGGAAGGAAAAGAAAAGCCUAUUUUGACCAACUCCAUGAGGGUGGCGGAAGUGUGGCUUGACGAGUACAAGUACUUGUUCUAUGAACAGACUUCAUUGAUGCCGGGCAGCAACUUUGGUGACAUUACUGACCGGAAGAAACUGCGGGACAGUCUUCAUUGUCAUGACUUCCGCUGGUAUAUAGAAAAUGUCUACCCGGAGAGUCGCAUCUUCCCAGUUCUGAAUUACGGAGAGGUUCGAAGCUAUGACAGUCCCACCAUGUGUCUGAGUGGGGCAAGGAACAGAAUCCCCAGCCUCUGCUCAUGCCUCGACGCCGGUAGAAACAAGAUCUGGCAGCUGUUGCCGUCGGGUGUUUUGCAAGAUUCCAGUGCACAGAGACUGUGUGUGAAGGAAGGGGAGCUUAUCCACGACGAAGGCUACACGAGCGUCCUGUUCAGCUGGACGUACACAGAGGACCAUACCCUCUACCUGAAGACGUUUGACAAAUGUCUAACAGUUGGGGAGAACUCCUCUCUCCACAUGGCGACGUGCGAUGGAAAUUUGAAGCAAAGGUGGAUGUUCGAGAAAUCUAAAUUUGAACAUCGUAACGCGUGACGUGUUUAACAAUGCGAAUGUGUAACCAAAAUGUCAUUGGGAACGUGUGCUUAUUUAUGUAACAUAGAUGUAACGUACGUUAUGAGAAAUCAAUGCUACUGCUGCUAUGUUGGU
This is a messenger RNA of Haliotis rufescens (red abalone), 1944 nucleotides long. RefSeq names its product polypeptide N-acetylgalactosaminyltransferase 5-like. NCBI's taxonomy places the organism in Eukaryota, Metazoa, Mollusca, Gastropoda, Lepetellida, Haliotidae. Gene Ontology annotation, cellular component: Golgi apparatus. The record is from RefSeq and is a predicted model, not a curated record. The transcript has 11 exons. Bases 16 to 1830 code for a protein of 604 amino acids.